GGUCGGCCGCAGUUCGAACCGGCCAACGCCCGCCCAACAACAAACCCGCAGGUGGAAGGAGACGCCCAAAAUCAAUCCCACCGAUCGCAGAUCAAUUAGGAUCCGACAUCAAUCCCACCCGUUACCGCCCCCCCGAGGGAAUCAAUCAUCCCCAAUUUUUCCCAUUUGCUCCUCUCAGUUCCGAAGUGAAUUAAUCAAUGGCAGACAAGCCAAGCAGAGCUCUGGUGAUCUACGGCGAUGGCUGUGCUUCUUCAGUCUCUCCAUCCCACUCCAACCUCCAUUCAUUUGCUUCUCUUGCUUCCUGCGGUUUCCUCUCUCUCAGAGAUGUCUCAGAGACCAGAAAUGACAGAGUGAUCAGUGAUUUAGCGCAACUUUUGGAUGCAUAUGACAUCUAUAAAUCAAAUAAUGAAAAACAUGGUGAAGCGGACGCUGAUGUCAAUCAAAAGGAGCUUCAACUGCAAAAUAUAACAGAGAGGUUUAUGGGUUUGAGAGCUGCUAUAUUCACUAAGUGCCCCAAUGUUAGGUCUUUUGCAAGUAAGCUUGGUUUCACCAUUCUCGAACUGAAUGAGUUAACUAAAGAAGACCCGGAUGAUGCUACAGCAGCAGCUAAAGUGCUACAGCUUCUAGGUUUUUCUGGAGGCAAUGUUCUAGAGAAGUGUGAGUUUGAUCUAGUCUUUUUGCACAUUAUAAAUAGUGCAAAGCCCAAAGACCAAAAAGAAAAACCAGUGAUCAGCAGAGAUGUUGAUUGGCUCAACAAGUUAGUUGGCAGAAUCAUGCAGACAGCUCAGCUUGGAUCAUCUAUUGCUUCUCGCUUACAUUUUUCUAUAGUAUUGAGCUUUCUUACUGUUUCCGAGGAUUUGGACCGCUACUCUUUGAAUGUGAACUCUUCAAUAGAAAAAAAUUCUGAUCUGUAUUUGCUUCGUCCUCGUCAAAGUUAUACCAUGAAAGGAGGAAAAAUAUUAAAUGACAUUAGGCAUCAUCAUCCAAUGUUAAUUGCACAAUGGCAGGAGGGAGUAACUCGCAAAGAUCUGUCUAAAGCAUUUUCAUUCAGAGAAUUUAAGGAGUAUGGAGUAAAUCUUGCCAUACUCGCAGACCGAUUUCUUCAUGAGGUGGCAUUUAAACUUUGGAAGGCACCAAAGUAUGGAGCUUGAAGUUCUUCUCAGGAUCUAAUUCCCCUGAGGCAACUAGUUUAAAUCACUGAACAUUGAUAUUUUUGUCUCUUCGGGGAAAGAAAGAUGAUGCAGGACUUGUUCAGAAGGGAAUAACCAUUAAUUGUAGGGAAUAAAGGGAACUUAUGUUUUGUUUCAUGUAGCUAUAAUGAAAUAAACACGGUACGUACAGUACUUGGACAUUAGGUGUCAGAAUAUCAAAAAUUUGAUAUUGUUCCUCUUGUCGUGACUAUCAUGGCAGUUGAAUGGAGUUCUCUACAACAGAUUUUUGAAGAUCUAAAAGAUUCUUCAGAUGAUAUAUAAUGUAAAUUUCCUUUAGCUGUCAAUUUGUUGGCAUGGUGAUAUAAACAGUGGCGAGCUGCACAAUUAUCAACAUUAUACCUGUGUUCUUUCAA
This is a messenger RNA of Asparagus officinalis (garden asparagus), 1564 nucleotides long. RefSeq lists its product as uncharacterized. NCBI's taxonomy places the organism in Eukaryota, Viridiplantae, Streptophyta, Magnoliopsida, Asparagales, Asparagaceae. The coding region runs from base 198 to 1151 and encodes 317 amino acids. The transcript is spliced from 6 exons. The record is from RefSeq and is a predicted model, not a curated record.